Molecule: messenger RNA, 710 nt
Organism: Mytilinidion resinicola
Lineage: Eukaryota; Fungi; Ascomycota; Dothideomycetes; Mytilinidiales; Mytilinidiaceae
Exons: 1
Coding region: 144-341 (65 amino acids)
Source: RefSeq, a predicted model, not a curated record
GGCUGAACAAUAUGUUUUGAAUGUCAAGCUAUUGCGUAGCGAGCCUCUGCUUCCCUUCUCCGCUUCCUCUCCGCUUCCUCUCUCUUCUUUUCUCUCCGGCUCAUCCGCCUCAAAAUUCUUGUAAGGCUCGUCCACGAUUUCUAAUGGAGUUGGAAAAGCUGAGCAUCUUGUCCCGUCUCUCCUUCAUACUCGUCUGCAUUGCUCUCAAAGUUCAUGCCGACGACGAAUAUAAGGCCUACGCUGUCGCAAGUGUUUGGGCUGUACUGAAUUGUGUUCUGUGGCGAUAUGUUCUUUCGAGUGUCGUGUACAGACUGAUAUUGGUGGUCGGGAUUGGGGGUUGAGAUGGGAGAAGAAGGAGGAAUGAUAUGGAGGAGUCAAGAAGCUGGAGAAUUGUUUGAGGCACAUUCAGUCCACUUCUUAUAGCUCAGCUUGAUCUCAAGCGCUCCGAAGAUCAAACUCUGGCAUUUCCUUAUUAACAGGCAAAUGUCAGCUCUCCUUCUCUCCCUCAACAUCAGCACCACGGGCCAAGAUGCAACGCACUCAAGAUCUCCAAAAACAGCACGAGAAGAAAGUCUUAUCUAGGAAGAAAAUCUAUGAACGCGGACUCAGCUUGCAAGGAAAGCCGAUGACCAUAAAGGAUAAUGCCUUCAAAACUCAGAUCCUCGAGUACUUCAAAAAAUCCAAAGCGGACGAGAAAAUACUCGCUAAAG